Solenopsis invicta (red fire ant) is the source of this 2104-nucleotide messenger RNA. RefSeq names its product ceramide glucosyltransferase (gene GlcT). The transcript has a single exon. Gene Ontology annotation, molecular function: ceramide glucosyltransferase activity. Lineage: Eukaryota; Metazoa; Arthropoda; Insecta; Hymenoptera; Formicidae. Gene Ontology annotation, cellular component: membrane. The record is from RefSeq and is a predicted model, not a curated record. Bases 627 to 1823 code for a protein of 398 amino acids. Gene Ontology annotation, biological process: glucosylceramide biosynthetic process.
UCGUCGUCCGUUAUCCCGUCGUCGUCGACGUCGACGUCGUCGUCGUCGUCAUCGAGUGAUCCGUGUAAGAUCGGGGUUGACGGUGACGAUGAUGAGAUCCGAACGCGGCUCGGCCGCCAUCCCUCCGUUCGCCUCCCGACGGAAAACAGAGUUGCAUCUCGCGAGAAGGCAGGGAGCAAGUCGCCUUGGCAGUACAGCCGUCACGUACGGGUCACACAGUGCAGUUGACGCGGUCGUCGGCGCGGCUCGCGCGGGCAGAUCGUCGCUGCCGUACUAGAGUGGGCUAGAGCGGACUAGAGGCGUGAAUGCGUUGCCGUCGUCGCCGCCGCCGUAGUGGUCGUGGUCGUGGUCGCCGUCGCCGUCGCCGCUGUCGUACUGAGGAAAGCGAUGAUGAUGAUGAUGAUACAGCGAUGCCCAGCGAUCAGUAGGGCGCGUCGCUCGACGCGGGCGAGGACGCUGCCCACGUGAUGCGUCCGCACGAGGAUGCCGGUCGAGGCGAGAAAUAGCGGAAAGGAAACCGGGCAAAAGCAGGGAGGAAGCAGGGUCGGCGCACGCACGGGCCGGCACGCUGGGCCGCACGCGGGUGACCUGAAGCCCUUCGCCUUCUCCCUUUCGUACCUUAGAAAAUGAACUCCAUGUUAUAUACUCUGUACGGGUUCGCGGUAUUCUUCAUGAUAUUCUGGUUGGGUAUGUGGGUGGUACAUGUGCUGGCGUUGAUCGCCGGACGCUGGAAACUACAUCGAAAGACGAACCAGGCGCCGAGCUACGAGACGCCGCUACCCGGGGUGUCCGUGAUAAAACCCCUGAUGGGGGUCGAUCCGAAUCUCUUCGGCAACCUCGAGACCUUCUUCGUCAUGGAGUACCCGCGAUACGAGCUCCUCUUCUGCGUCGAGGACGACUCCGAUCCCGUGCUGAUGCUCGUGCGCAAGCUCGUCGACAAAUACCCGGAAGUCGAGGCCACGCUCUUCGUUGGCGGCUGCAAGGUGGGGGUCAAUCCGAAGAUCAACAACAUGCAACCGGCGUAUGAGGCCGCCAAGUAUGAGCUCGUGCUCAUCAGCGACAGUGGCAUACGCAUGAAGGAGGACACGCUCUUGGACAUGGUCCAACAUAUGACAGACAGAGUGGCUCUGGUUCAUCAGAUGCCGUUCACCAGCGACCGCGACGGCUUCGCCGCCGUCUACGAGAAGAUCUUCUUCGGCACGGUGCAGUCGCGGGUGUACCUAGCCGCGGAUAUGCUCAGGAUAAACUGUCAUACCGGCAUGUCGGCCCUCCUGAGGAAGUCCACGCUAGACGAAGUUGGUGGUCUCAAGGCGUUCAGCAUCUACCUCGCAGAGGACUUUUUCUAUGCGAAAUCGCUGACCGAUCGCGGCUGGCGCAUCACCGUCUCCUCGCAGCCGGCGCUGCAGAACAGUGGCCACUGCGCGGUCGAUUCCUUCCAGGCGCGGUUGCGACGAUGGGCCAAGCUAAGGGUGGCGAUGCUGCCCACCACUAUCGUUCUCGAGCCUUUGAGCGAGUGCCUCGUUCUGGGUGGGUUCGCCUCCUGGGCGGCCAGCGUACUCUUCGAGUGGGACUCUCUAGUUUUCUAUCUGGUGCACAUACUCUUGUGGUUCAUGUUCGACUGGACGCUACUGUGCCUAGUGCAGAACGGUCCGCUGCCUUUCAACAAACUCGAGUUUGUGUGCGGCUGGUUACUCAGCGAGAUCACCAGACCGUACCUUUUUCUUCAGGCUGUCUUGGAUCCUCUUAUACAAUGGCGCUCGCGUGUUUAUAAGCUCAAGUGGGGCGGCGUCGCGGAGGAAGUUAAGGCGAAAGUCAAAUAUUAAGAAAUGCCUGCGUGAUUGCGUGAAUGCGUGCGUGCGUAUGUACGUGUCAAAUUAGACAGAGAGAAAUUGAAGCGCAUAGCGUUCAUUCUUUUCAUUUUCCAAUUGAUAAGUGCGCGUACGAGAUGUUCUAAUCAUCGUAUCUUUCUCUUCGUAGAUAUCUCUCUCUCUCUCUCUCUCUUUCUCACUAUUAAUCUUUUGAUAAAAAUUGAUAGGCUUUUAAAUUACAACUGAACCAAAAGUAGAUUUUAGCAGAUUACGUAUAUAUAUAUAUAUAUAUAUAU